Molecule: messenger RNA, 1449 nt
Organism: Pseudomassariella vexata
Lineage: Eukaryota; Fungi; Ascomycota; Sordariomycetes; Amphisphaeriales; Pseudomassariaceae
Exons: 1
Coding region: 79-1389 (436 amino acids)
Cellular component (GO): U5 snRNP
Molecular function (GO): protein binding
Source: RefSeq, a predicted model, not a curated record
UAAGUAAGUACCUAUUCUUCAUCUCUUCGAGGCGCCCAAGUCUUGUUCGUUCGACAACAGAAACAUCAAAUCAGCACAAUGUCUUCUAGAUUCAGCGCUGCUCGCCCAAAACGCGCCGGCGAGGACUAUGCUCGUGCCCACCACAACGCCAAUGCGGAGCCUGAUUCAAAGAAGGUCAAAUUCGACGUGCGCAAUCCAUCUGCCCUUGCUCCAGAUGCUGAAGAGGAAGACGAUGCGCACGAUGCUUUUCUGGAAGCAGAUUUAGACGUCAUUCGCGGCACUGCGGCGACAAAACGAGGAGCUGUGAAUAUUGAUGGCUACGAUUCAGACUCGGACCGCGAGGAGCUAGGCCAGAGGAGUACUGGCAAAUCCAAACCCAAGGAUGACGCAGACAUGGACGACAUGUUCGCCGAGGCGGAUGACGAUGCGAAAGACGACACAGUUGACGAUACCACAGGAAAGAAGAGCAAGGAAGUCAGAUUUCUAGACGUAGAUCAGAUUGAAGGUCAGGAUUUGAGGUCAAAGAGUGGAGGUCAUGUCCGGCUGGACAACGAAUCUUCUGAUGACGAUGAUGAAGAGACGAUUCAACUGGCUAUACAAGAAGAAGAUGUGGAUGAGGAGAUCGGUGCUGGCGGUCUGAAGAAGCAUGCGCCCAAGGUUGAAGCCUUCAAUCUCAAAGCCGAGGAAGAGGAAGGGCGCUUCGAUGAGGCUGGAAACUUCGUCCGCAAAGCAAUAGAUCGCGAUGCUCAACAUGACCGCUGGCUCGAAGGUCUCAGCAAGAGGGACAUGAAGAAAGCAGCCGAGGCGCAUGAGAAGCGCGAGGCUGAAAUGCGACAAAAGAGGAGAGAGGAGGACGACUUGCUGACGUCAGAUCUCUUGAAAGCAUUGGCAUUGAGGUUAGAGCGAGGCGAAACCGCCCUGGAAGCUCUAGCCAGACUUGGCAAGAACCAGACGAAACCGAAGAAGGUCCCUAAGUGGAAGCAAAAGAAACAACAAAAAGAUGCCAUGGAUGUGGAUGCCGAGAAGCCUGAAGAGAGCCCAGAGCAGAUUCGCAUCAAAGAGGCCAUCGAUGCCAUAACAGAUUCCGCAGACAAGUUACUGGGAAGAGACCGGCCAGACAUAUACGAUCGGGUGCGAGAGCGUCUCGUGCGAGAAUGGACCCGGGAAACACAGGAGCCCUGGAAAGAGCCAACACCAGAAGCUGAGAACAAUGCAGCUGCGAAGAUGUGGGAGUACAGGUGGACGGAUGGAAGAGAUGACGCUGAUAAGCAAGGUCCUUACGAUGGUCCAACUAUGAAAGCCUGGCAAGAUGCUGGCUAUUUCGGGGAGGGCAUUGAGUUCAGAGCUGUCGGUGAUGAUAGCUGGAGUCGGAUUGCCAGCUUUAUAUGAUUUACGAAGGACUUGAUAUACCCUCGAAUACGGAAUGCGAACACAACUAGAUCUCAGCGA